AUGAUGGUAUUAAAUUGUUCCAACAAAUUGCUAAUGCUGGAGAAAAUGUUGAAGAAUCACUUUCCUGAAUCACUCAAGGUUUAUGGAGCUGUGAUGAAUAUAAACCGUGGAAAUCCUUUUCAAAAGGAAGUAGUGUUGGAUUCAUGGCCAGACUUCAAAGCUGUCAUCACCCGGAGGCGGAGAGAGGCUGAGACAGAUAACCUGGACCAUUAUACUAAUGCCUAUGCUGUGUACUACAAGGAUGCCAGGGCUUACAGACAUUUAUUGGAAGAACGUGAUGUUAUCAACUGGGACCAAGUUUUUCAAAUACAAGGGCUGCAGAGUGACUUAUAUGAUGUUUCCAAAGCUGUUGCCAAUUCAAAGAAGUUGAAUGUAAAGUUGACUUCCUCCCGGCCUGUUCAUUUUGCUCCUGUUUCAACUCUGCCAGACAUCAAUUCCUUAAUGGGAUCUUUGCCACGAAUAACCUACUUGAGUGUUGCUGAUGCUGAUCUACUCAACCGGACUUGGUCUCGAGGUGGCAAUGAACAGUGUCUCCGGUACAUCGCCAACCUCAUCUCCUGCUUCCCCAGUGUGUGUAUCCGUGAUGAAAGGGGGAAUCCAGUCUCCUGGUCUAUCACAGACCAGUUUGCCACCAUGUGCCAUGGAUACACCAUGCCAGAGCAUCGCAGGAAAGGUUAUAGCCGACUGGUGGCCCUCACACUGGCCAGGAAGUUGCAAAGCCGGGGAUUUCCCUCUCAGGGGAAUGUCCUGGAUGACAAUACUAAAUCUAUAAGUCUCCUGAAGAGUAUCCAUGCUGAAUUUUUGCCUUGUCGCUUUCACAGGCUUAUUCUUAUCCCUGCAACUUUCUCUGCUCAAGUUCACCUUUAG
Molecule: messenger RNA, 867 nt
Organism: Chrysochloris asiatica (Cape golden mole)
Lineage: Eukaryota; Metazoa; Chordata; Mammalia; Afrosoricida; Chrysochloridae
Gene: GLYATL3
Product: glycine-N-acyltransferase-like 3
Exons: 5
Coding region: 1-867 (288 amino acids)
Cellular component (GO): mitochondrion
Molecular function (GO): glycine N-acyltransferase activity
Source: RefSeq, a predicted model, not a curated record